CAUGCCGCCAAUCUGACAAACUCCUCGAUGCCAGAUCGCUGCAUGCAGCACAUGCAGACGCAACAACGCCACUACGAAAAAGAAACCUUCCAGGCUAUAUAACACGACGUAACUCGUGUGUCGGCAUACCGAAGGGUCCUGUGAGUCGGCAGUUGCUCACCGCCUCGCGAGCUACGCCCUAUACAUUGCGCGAGACGUCUUUGUAGUUCGCUUGAUUUCGGUUUUGUCUUGUCUCUUUCGGUUGUUCUACUCUGCUUUGGCUCAGAGCUGGUACCCCUGUACAAAUUUCGGCACUGUUCGGCAUCCCGACGUUUGCAUGGCCCCUCCUAUACCGAGACGACGGAACAGACCGAAAAUUACUCCCUUGCACAAAAGAGGAACUUCUCCUAAAGGAGGACUGGAAACCUUGGGUUCUAUCCACCAGAAAGAAACCAAUGAUCCAGUCAAUCCCACGCCGAAUUCCUCGCGUGCUGAUGCUAUGCCGUCCACUCAAAGCCAACUGGAACAGCUCCCACUGGAAGUCGUCAAUCACAUUCUGUCUUACAUUGUCCAUCCACGUUCCAGGUUACCCGGACUAACUGAGAAACAAAGCACCCUUCGAGACGCUAAAAGCCAAAGAGAGAUAAAACUCACGGAGGACUUGGAAAGUCCCCCGGACACCGACCGUUUCGCUGCCAAUCUCUUCGCCUGGACCAGUAUCCGUCAUCCUUUCAACGCUCUGGCUGCUUCCUCCCGGCAAUGCCGCGAAUUUGUGGAGAGCUACUGCGAGCACUUAGUCAAAAGCUGCAACAGAUUUAACCUCCCGUUCGCUCAAGUGGAGGGAAACGGCAAUCGCCUGGACUCCGUCUACCCCAGCCUUAGCUCUAUAGUCUAUCGCCGACUAUGGCUUCAAACCGCACCUCGGAGCUGUCUUUACUGCGGUGCCUUUAUGAGCCAAUAUCCCUACCCCGAGCUACCCGUGCGGUACCGUCUGAUGCUUUGCUGUAGAGACUGCUUCUUCGCACAAACACUGGAUCUAUACGAGGUACAGCACCAAUACCACAUCAUCGACCCGGGCAUCCUCGCCAAAUAUGGAGUUCGCGGCUCGAGUCCACGAUAUGAAUGGAUUCUCCGAAUCGACGUCGAGGCACUGGCUCUGCAGCUUUAUGGCACGCGCGCCUUCCACGACACGCUUUCGCAGGGUUUGGAAGCCCACUGCAGUAUACCGAACUGCGGGCUCGCAGCUAACCUUCUUACACUGUCUCGUCAUCCUCCGGCAAGGAGACUACCCGGAAAUGUUUCGCCCGCGUCUCCACGGCGGAAUCGCCGCCGUGGUACCUAAGUCUGCGUUCCAUAACUGCUCUUUCUGCAUCACGUUAGGUAGACCAUGACUGGUGGCAUAAGACUGGAUCUCUCCUAUAAGAAUUUCAUUUCGUUUUCCUUGGACCAAGUCUGCUCUUCCUUUUUCUCCCCGAGGUACGGUGAGAAUUGCCAUGAUGGAUACCCCCAUUUUCUUUCGAGCGAUAGCAUUG
Messenger RNA from Paraphaeosphaeria sporulosa, 1511 nucleotides. RefSeq lists its product as uncharacterized. Lineage: Eukaryota; Fungi; Ascomycota; Dothideomycetes; Pleosporales; Didymosphaeriaceae. The record is from RefSeq and is a predicted model, not a curated record. The transcript has a single exon. Bases 479 to 1321 code for a protein of 280 amino acids.